Ictidomys tridecemlineatus (thirteen-lined ground squirrel) is the source of this 5076-nucleotide messenger RNA. NCBI's taxonomy places the organism in Eukaryota, Metazoa, Chordata, Mammalia, Rodentia, Sciuridae. The record is from RefSeq and is a predicted model, not a curated record.
CGGGCCGGGCCGGUUGCGAGGAUGGAAGAACGUGGUUCCGGCCCUGCAUAGCCUAAGCCUGCAGAAUGCCCCACAAGAUCGGAUUCGUUGUGGUCAGCUCUUCUGGACACGAGGAUGGCUUCAGUGCCCGAGAACUGAUGAUCCACGCACCAACUGUCAGUGGGUGGAGGUCUCCAAGAUUCUGCCAGUUCCCACAAGAAAUUGUUCUUCAGAUGGUAGAGAGGUGUCGAAUAAGAAAGCUGCAGCUGCUUGCACACCAGUACAUGAUCUCAAGCAAAAUCGAGUUCUACAUUAGCGAAAGCUUGCCUGAGUAUUUUGUACCCUACCAAGCAGAACGAUUUCGCAGACUUGGCUACGUCUCCCUCUGUGAUAACCAGAAGACCGGCUGCAAAGCCCGUGAGCUCAAGUCAGUGUAUGUGGACGCUGUUGGGCAGUUUCUCAAGCUGAUAUUCCACCAGAACCAUGUCAACAAGUACAACACCUAUAACCAGGUUGCUUUGGUUGCAGUAAAUAUCAUUGGAGACCCUGCAGACUUUGGUGAUGAAAGCAAUAUUACCUCUAGAGAGAAGUUGAUUGAUCAUUAUCUUGGGCACAACCCGGAGGAUCCAGCCCUAGAGGGGACUUACGCUGGGAGGUCUGACUAUAUCUCUCCACUGGACGACUUGGCUUUUGACAUGUACCAAGACCCCGAGGUCGCACAGAUCAUUCGCAAGUUGGAUGAAAGGAAGCGGGAAGCUGUCCAAAGGGAGCGUUAUGAUCACGCCAAGAAACUGAAGCAGGCUAUCGCUGACCUGCAGAAGGUGGGCGAGCGUCUGGGGCGAUACGAGGUGGAGAAGCGCUGUGCGGUGGAGAAGGAGGACUAUGACCUAGCCAAGGAGAAGAAGCAGCAGAUGGCCUGCUACCGUGCACAGGUGUAUGAGCAGCUGGAGUUGCAUGGCCUCCUGCACGGCGAGCUGGAGAUGAGGAGGCCCCUGGACUUGCCCCUCCAGCCCCUGGAUCAUUUCAGCAGUCCUCACCACCGAAAGCCAGCCCCCUCACUGCCACAGCCAGAAGAGGUGGCCCCCGAAAGCCAGCUUGCCCACCCGCUUCUGCAGGAAAAGCCUUCCUCGAGCCCCCUGGCUCCUCCUCCACGGCACACUGCAGUAGACCAGCUGCUGCCUGCCGCGGGCCCGCCUCCAAGGAGCAACGUGGACACCUUGCCCUACGACGAGCGGCCCCUCCCCGCCCCCCGCAAACAGCAAGCAGAAGUGUUGACAGAACCAGAUGUAGGUGAGGCCGACCUGGGCACCCUGCGAAGAGGAGGUGUGGCCGGGGAGCCCGAGCCCCUGAGCGAGAAGGCCCUGAGGGAAGCCAGCUCCGCGGUGGACGUGUUAGGAGAAACCCUGGUUGCCGGGGCCUAUUCCAAGACCUGGUCCUGCCGAGAGGAUGCGCUGCUUGGUCUGUGCAGGAGGCUGAUGGAGGUGCCUGUGGGAACCCCGAAGGAAGACGUGAAGAGCAUGCUGAGAGCAUCUGUCUUUCUUGUCAGAAGAGCCAUGAAGGACAUUGUGACCUCGGUCUUUCAGGCUUCUUUGAAAUUACUGAAAAUGAUGAUUACACAGUAUAUUCCCAAACAUCAGCUGAGCAAGCUUGAGACCACCCACUGCGUGGAGAGGACCAUUCCUGCCUUGCUUGCCAGGACCGGAGAUUCCUCCACCCGCCUACGCAUCAUGGCUUCAAAUUUUAUUCAGGAAAUGGCCUUGUUUAAGGAGGUGAAGCCUCUCCAGAUCAUCCCAUCCUACUUGGUGCAGCCUUUAAAAGUCAACUGUUCGGCUCAUCUGGCCAUGAGUCAGAUGGACCUCCUGGCCCGGCUGCUGAGGGACCUGGGCACCGGGAGCACGGGCUUCACAGUGGACAGUGUGAUGAAGUUUGCAGUGAGUGCCCUGGAGCACAGAGUGUAUGAGGUCCGAGAAACAGCAGUCAGAAUCAUUCUGGACAUGUACAGGCAGCACCAGGCUCUCACCCUGGAGUACCUUCCUCCGGAUGACAGCAGCACGCGCAGGAACAUCCUCUAUAAAACUAUUUUUGAGGGAUUUGCUAAAAUAGACGGCAGGCCCACGGAUGCUGAAGUGAAGGCACAGAAAAGAGCAGCCACAGAAGAAGCAGAAAAACAGAAGAAGGAAGAGAUCAAAGUUCUGCAGGGGCAGUUGGCCGCACUGCAGGAGACGCAGGCCCACGUCCAGGAGAAGGACAUCGAUACCGUGAGGCCCAAGAAUCAGGGAAGGAAAGCAGUCCCACCUGAGGAUCCGGAAAUUCCAGAUAACCACUACCUGGACAACCUCUGCAUUUUCUGUGGGGAGAGGAGCGAGUCCUUCACAGAAGAGGGCCUGGACCUGCACUACUGGAAGUACUGCCUCAUGCUGACCAGAUGCGACCACUGCAGACAGGUGGUAGAGAUCUCCAGCCUGACGGAGCACCUGCUGACAGAAUGUGACCAGAAAGACGGGUUUGGCAAAUGCCACCGCUGCAGCGAGGCCGUGCGGAAAGAAGAGCUGCCCAGGCACAUAAAGGCGAAGGAGUGCAACCCUGCCAAAUCAGAGAAGCUGGCCAACCGGUGUCCCUUGUGCCAUGAGAAUUUCACACCUGGAGAAGAGGCAUGGAAGGUGCACCUGAUGGGCCCUGCCGGCUGCACGAGGAACCUACGCAAGACACACAUCCUGCACAAGGCCCAGGCUGUGCUCCCAGGAGACACCAUAACUCCACCUCUGUCCACUGUGCUGACACCUCCAGGCUGGGAGACAUGGUCCCAGGCCUCUCAGGCCCAGCUGCUCAGGGAAAAGGCCUCGCAGGGACCAAGUCAGGCAGCUCAGGAGCCAAGUCUGGAAGCAAGAUCCCCACCCCAAAGGGAGGCCUGAGCAAAAGCUCCAGCAGGACACACACAAAGCGGUGACACGGGAUCUUCCGUGCCCUGUCCACCAGGGACUGGGCAACUGUUCCCAAACCAUUUCUCCUAAAACUCUUCUGGACGCACCCGCCCUGUCUCUGUCCCUGCUGCCCUAGGCCUCUCCUGUGCCAGCUCUCUGCUGUCCUACAAGUGAUGUAUGUGAAUCUGACCAAAGAGCCCCACCGUCGGGGCCCAGCCGCCCUGCGUGCUGAGCUCCAGUCCUGAUUUCUAUUAGGACAGAGGCACAUGGGCCAGAAGCCACUGCUCGGGGAAGAUCGGCACACGGAGCAUAUUCCUCCUUGCUGCCUGGAAAAGUCACCGAAGCCUUUGGCACAUGAGUCCUCGUUGCACAUGGCAGACUGUGCAGGGCACGAGCUCACUACAGUGCCCCAUGGCCCUGGGAGGGCAGAGUUCAGAACAAGCAUCUGACUGUGCCUUUCCUCAAGCCCAUCAGUCUCCACUCAGCCCACGUAGUCACAGGGAAGCAAGGCCAGUGUCUGCAGGACUGUGUCCACUGUGACAGGAAGAAAUGGUUAAGAAGAAAACCUGGAAAGCAGAUCCUGAAAUGACCCCGUCAGCACAUGCCCUGCUCCUGGCUUGCUUCCUGCCACAGGCUGGUCAUGCCUUUGCCUGAGGCUGCAGCUGCUCUGCACUGGCAGUGUCUGAGGAAGGAGUGUGGAGUGACUUCCCAGUGACCCUGCACUCACCUGGCCACAGGACGCCCGUCUCCAAACCUGUUUUGUUUCUGCCUGCAGCAUCUUCCACGUCUGCUGACCCACCAGAAGCAUCCCAUGUAUUCCGCAGGCCCAGCCCCUCGGCCAGGUCUGUCCUCCAUCCUUCCUUGCCAUACUGUACCUGGGACCACAAGUCCACCUGUUUCCAGCAGUUCACACAAAAGCGCUGCUCAGGAGAUGACACAGCCCUCAGAAGCAGCCUCCUCCAUAGCUCCUCCACCCUCCCCACAGGAGGCCUAGGCUUCCUUGUUAGACCUGCUAUUUCCCACAGCUGCGUGGAGAGGCCCAGGACCAUCUGGAACCUGCCGGAAAAGCCCCAGAACAUCCUCACCUCAUUGUACUGUCUCUGCACCCAGGUGCCCAGUCCACCAGUGGCCAAGGUUGUGCUUGCUCCCUGAGGCCACACAGCAGGCUUUCAGAAUGCCACUUAGGAGUGUUUGGACUGAGGAAAUGAGUAUGGUUUGAUUAGUGUAUGAGUGUUUUUAAUUCCCAACCAUGUGAAACCACAAAAGGUAUGGUAACCAACAGCCUCAUGAGCCCCGACUCCUGGGUGUGUUAAUAACCAUUAAUCACUUCAGUUCCCAAAUUAGUACCUCCAUUAGGGUUGUCUCGGAGUACUGGGUGAGAACAAGGCCUACCUAUUAGACAUCUUUCAGGUGUGGGAGAAAGAACGUAAACCGUGUGGGACACGGCACAGCAUGGAUGCCAGGACGUCCGACAUGCUCCUUCACUUCCAACAUGGCGGCCGUGGUUUCUAACUGCCGCCCCCCCCCAAGUACAGGUGAGACACUUCUUUAAGUAAAUUGAGAAAAGUUAACCAAGGAAUUAUUCUUUUCUCUUUGAACAAAACUUCAGAAAGAUACAUGUAAUGUUUUCUGCUCUAACUUGAAGAUAUUUGUAAAAAUACUUCAUUUUUAGUGAUUGAUCAACAAAAUUGGGCUCCUCCUCUGCUCUUUUGCUGGCGACAGAAGAAUCAUGUGCUUUGCUGAAAUCCUAGCAGUGAGGAGUGGCCACUGAAGUUUUCACACAGUUACACACUAUCCAGGGUCCAGGAAUAAAGGGAGAAAAUAUAAAUGGAACCACAAGAUCCCUCAGCCAUUCAUAAAUAAAUAUCUAAAUUCAGAAUACUAAUUAAUAAUUGAAUUUUCAUUUAUGAAUAGGUUCUGGAUAUUUAAUUGUAUUUAUUAUUUUCUAUUUCAGGAUAUUAAUAUAAUUUAAAAAUUUUAAAUUGUACCUAUAAAUUUCACAUUAGAAAUGUAAAUACUUUUAAUGAAAAUUUGCAACUUUUUAAUGUUUUAACAGUUUUCUAUUUGUCUUUAUUUCAGGUACCAGAAUUAUAAAAUAAAUAAUAUAUUUUUUGUUAUUAUUUUAGGGCUUAAGGGUUAAUUCACCUUGAGUAUAUUAAUAAAAAGAUCACUAAGU